CCCCAGGUGCCCCACAAUCUCCAGCUCUAGAUAUCAAGACGGGACAACUCGAGAGAGAGGGUUUUCAAUCUGGUAACGGCAGAUUCCGCAGGAAACAGCCUCUCCAAUCUUCCGCCGGAGGACUGCGGAGACUUCGCGAUACCUCAGACGUUACGAGAACUUGCGGACGCGAGUGUACUGUACAAGAUAGCGAGACACCCGGAUACAGGACCCGCCCAAACACAUAACCUCCACUGAUCGACCCGCGCCGGUAUCGGGGCGAGUGUGUGCCGGUAUUCGGUCAGGCGUUCCGCCGUUGUACGAUACGACAACCCUCUACGAUACUCGUGUGCUGCGAGUGGGCAAGGAAGGAAAUUACCCGCACACCACCACUACCAACACCCUCCCGAGACCGCCUCCCCCGGCUAUACCCCCAGCACUCUUCCUAGUUCCACCACCGCCUACCGCCCUAGCCCCCGCCUUCCUUCCUCCCCUCGCCACCACACGAUAAUCGUUCAAACAGCUCUUGUAGUUAGAGAGCCAUUAUUCCGCUUUAUCGUCAGUCAUCCCACUUGCUCUUCCCCGACUCGCAAUACCUACAACCCCCACCUACCGUUAAUCCUUCACGCUCCCAGUAUCUCCAGCCUCUCUUGCUAAACCCAUUUCCAGCUCACCACUCUCCAUCCGUUCAAAGAUGUCUAAGAAUCCGGGCCCCGCUCAGCCGGCGCUGUCGACUGCAACCAAUGUUAUAAUGAUUGACAACUACGAUUCCUUUACUUGGAACAUUUACCAAUUCCUCACCCUGGAAGGAGCCAAGGUUACGGUUUACAGGAAUGAUAAGAUCACUUUACCCGAAUUGGUUGCCCUAAAUCCAACUCAGAUUGUUAUUAGUCCGGGCCCCGGCCAUCCGAUCACGGAUUCGGGUGUCAGCAUUGAAUGUGUUAAACACUUUGCUGGAAAGAUACCCAUUCUUGGAGUCUGCAUGGGCCAGUAGGUCACUCGCUCUUUGGCUCCUGCUCUUACGAGCAGAGCCCCCCCAAACUAUUGUGUCCCUGCUAAUCAAUUUUCUGCAGGCAAGUAAUCUUUAGCGCUUUUGGUGGCGCUGUCGAGUACGCCGGCGAAGUUGUACACGGAAAAACGUCGCUAAUAAAACACGAUGCAAAGGGAAUCUUCCGGAACAUUCCGCAAGACAUUUCGGUAACCCGAUACCACUCCCUAGCUGGAACUCACGCUACGCUCCCGGCAGACCUGGAGAUUACAUCCUGGACCGACCGGGAUGUUAUUAUGGGAAUUCGCCAUAAAGAGUAUGCCAUUGAGGCCGUACAAUACCACCCCGAGAGCAUUCUUACGGAAGAGGGACGAAUGAUGUUCAGAAACUUCUUGGUGCUGACUGCCGGUACCUGGAAGGGGUGUGAAGUCCCUCCGAAUACUGGCUCUUCAGAAAACAGGGCUCUGGAUCCGAACGGUGUUGCGAAGUCGGAAUCGAUACUUGACAAAAUCUAUGCCCAUCGCCGCGCCGCUGUAGUGGCCCAGAAGCUUUUGCCAUCCCAGCGGCCGGCGGACCUGGAGGUUCUACAUUCACUAUCGAUAAGCCCACCCUUGAUUGACUUCCCAACCCGCCUCCGCGCGGUAUCAACUCCAUGUGCGCUGAUGGCUGAGAUCAAGCGCGCUUCGCCCUCGAAAGGCCUCAUAGAUAUAGACGCAUCCGCUGCAGUACAGGCCCGUACAUAUGCACUCGCCGGUGCUGCAACAAUCUCCGUGCUCACUGAACCUGAAUGGUUCAAAGGCAGUAUUGAUGACCUACGUGCAGCAAGGCAGGCGGUGGACGGGAUGCCUAAUCGUCCGGCAAUCCUUCGAAAGGAGUUCAUUUUUGAUGAAUAUCAAAUCUUGGAGGCGAGACUAGCGGGAGCCGAUACAGUAUUGCUCAUUGUCAAGAUGUUGGGCGACGAAGAGCUGAAGAGGUUAUACGACUAUUCUAAAUCGCUAGGGAUGGAGCCUCUGGUAGAGGUGAACAGUCGGGGGGAGAUGGAGAGGGCUCUAAAAGUCGGGUCUACAGUCAUUGGAGUCAACAACCGGGAUUUACAUUCCUUCAAAGUCGACCUCGAGACGACAAGUGGAUUGGUGGGGAUGAUUGAUAAGGAAAAGGUUGUUCUCUGUGCCCUCAGCGGUAUAUCCGCCCGAGAGGACGUCAAGAGAUACGAGAAUGAAGGUGUUGGAGCAGUUCUUGUCGGAGAGGCGUUGAUGCGAGCUGGGGAAAAUGUGAAAGCCUUCAUCAGCGAGCUCCUAAACGACUCGCCCUCCCCAACAGGUACUCCCUACGGGCAUGGGAUCCUUGUCAAGAUUUGCGGCACCCGCUCCGUCGAAGCUGCAAAAGUAGCUGUAGAAUCCGGUGCAGACAUGAUCGGAAUGAUCCUCGCGGAAGGCACAAAGCGAACCAUCGACCUCGAAACCGCUAAAGCCAUCUCCGACGUCGUCCACUCAACCCCCAAGGGCGGAGUCCCCGAUACCCCCAUCGACCCCAAAUCUACAGCCAGCACCCCACAGCCACGCCCAAAGAUCUCAGCUGAAGGCUGGUUCGAGCACUCUGUCAAAAACCUCAUUCACCACCCAAAACGCUCCCUCCUCGUCGGUGUCUUCCGAAAUCAAUCAUUCCCAACAGUUUUGGCCCUCCAGCAAGCACUAGCACUAGACAUCAUCCAACUCCACGGCUCCGAGCCCCUAGAGUGGGCUCGCCUCCUGCCAGUCCCUGUCAUUCGCCGCUUCUCGCCAGGCGAAGACGGCCUUAACAAAUCCGGUUACCACGCAAUCCCACUUCUAGACUCUGGCACCGGCGGUACAGGAGAGCGUGUAGACCUCGGUGAAGUUGAGGACGUCCUUGUGGCGGGGAUUCCAGUCAUGCUAGCCGGCGGCCUCGACUGUCAUAAUGUGGAGGAGGUCAGAACCGGAGGACUGCUCGAAAAGGGCAUUAUCGGCGUGGACGUUAGCAGUGGAGUUGAAACGGAUGGGAGACAAGACCUUAUGAAAAUUAGGAGGUUCGUGUACAGGGCGAAGGGGAGGGCUUGAUCUCACUUCUUCCCCUUCGUCGCCUUGCUGCGUUGAUCUUGUGCUCCGAUUUCUCAAUAUAAUACCUUUGACCAUCGUGGGAGAGUUUUGUGGAAGCUGGGACAUCUAUAUAUACUGCUAGUGCAAGUGCCAUAGCGCGUGAAUCUCACGCCAUUGUGGGUUUAUCGGGGCGAGAUCCCUCUGCCCCACUUUAGUGACAGCCAUUCUGUUCAAGGAGUGAGGAGUUAAAUAGAUCUAAGAGCUACACGGUUUACAAACGAAGCAAUGAAGUAUGUCCAAUUCGCCCACUCUCCCAAAACACUAUCUCGCGAGCGCCAUCGGUCCCUUAACUUAUAUAUCCCCGCGCCAUUCGCCAGAACAGAACUAAUAGAGGUUGUUCAGUAACCAGACAGGAGCCAAAACAUAGCAAAAGUGGCGGUUUUCGAGCUAUCAUUACGCAACCACCAUGGGCAGAAGCAACAUAG
Messenger RNA from Tuber aestivum (summer truffle), 3506 nucleotides. The record is from the annotation of a GenBank genome assembly. Lineage: Eukaryota; Fungi; Ascomycota; Pezizomycetes; Pezizales; Tuberaceae.